Molecule: messenger RNA, 4443 nt
Organism: Hemibagrus wyckioides
Lineage: Eukaryota; Metazoa; Chordata; Actinopteri; Siluriformes; Bagridae
Gene: dhx32a
Product: DEAH (Asp-Glu-Ala-His) box polypeptide 32a
Exons: 11
Coding region: 506-2722 (738 amino acids)
Cellular component (GO): intracellular anatomical structure; spliceosomal complex
Molecular function (GO): RNA binding
Source: RefSeq, a predicted model, not a curated record
UUUACUGUUAACAUUUAACUAUAUAUUUUGUAGUUCUCCAUAAAUAUCCUGGUUUACUGUUUUAUUUUAUUUUUCUUAUACUCUUAAGCACUUUACGCUGCAUGCAGUCGCGCAAAAGUGAAGUGCGCAUGCUCAGAAACCAGUAGAGCAAGGACAGUAGAAAGGAUUAAUGAUUACAUGAUGAGCACACACACGCACACACACACGCACAGUGUUGGCUCCUCGGCUCACUAAAUCCGUGUAGGGGAACACACAACCCACCACGUGGGUAGGAGGAGAGCAACACACUGAGUCAUGAGACGGUCCGAAAAUCUAUCAACAACAGUCUGAUCGCUUAUCCAUUCCAGUAACAGUCCAAGAAAAAAGUAUUUAACAAUAACAGCUGAACGACACGUCCGGGGUGUUUCGCGACUGGAAAAUGUUUUUUGCAUGUUUAUUUUUGGACACCCAAACAGACGCCACUAUUUUGGCACAGUGAGUUUCUCCAGACGCGCUUGUUUGCGCCAUGGCGCACAGCCGCAGCGGCGUCCCUCACGGAGAAAGUGUGGAAAUGAAUGAAACAAAUUCUCUAAAGGGUUUGCAUUUCGGUUUUGGAGAUGAUCUGGAGCUGAACCAGUUUGAUGGCCUUCCCUACUCGUCCCGGUAUUAUAAACUCCUAAAGGAGAGACACCAGCUUCCCAUCUGGGAAUCGAGACAGGAGUUUAUGACAGUUUUAGAAACCAAUCAGCUCGUCAUCAUCUCGGGUACAACAAAAACUGGCAAAAGUACACAGGUUCCCCAGUGGUGUGCAGAGUUCUGUCUGUCAGCGCAGUACCAGCAUGGUGUUGUGGUGUGUAGUCAGAUCCAGAGACAGCAGGCUGUCGAUUUGGCCCUUCAUGUAGCUGAUGAGAUGGAUGUCAAUAUUGGCCAUGAGGUGGGCUACAGCAUUCCGCUGGAGAACUGCUGCUCCUCUGACACCAUUCUCAGAUACUGCACGGACGACGUGCUGCUGAGGGAGCUGAUGUCCGAUCCGUUACUAGAGCACUAUGGAGUGGUUGUGAUUGAUCAGGCCCACGAGCGCACCGUGAGCACAGACCUCCUUAUGGCUCUGCUCCGGGAAGUUCUCCUGCAGCGCGCAGAGCUUCGGGUGGUGCUGUUGUCCGUCAUACCAGCUUCUCAAACACUCCUCUCACACUUCAGCGGCGCAGCUCACCUCCACGUCGAGGCAUCACGCUCGCCUCAAGUCCUUCACAGCAGCCGAGGAAGUAUGGACAGCUUCUGUGCAGCUCUGAGACUCAUCCUGGAGGUGCACAGGACCAAAGAGCCCGGGGACAUCGCCGUGUUCCUCGCUUCAGAACAGGAGGUAGGCUGUGCCUGUAGUCUUCUGGCGAAAGAAGCAUCCAGGUUGAGCAGUAAUCUCGGAGAGCUGGUACCAGUGGCAGUGUGCCCAGGCCAUGCUGGGAUCUGUCCUCCAAUCCCACAGCACCAAAAGAGAGGCAGGAGGGUCUUUGUGUCCUGCAGUCAAUCUGAAGACAUGUUUUGGUCAGUGGACACGGUCAAUUUUGUGAUUGACACUGGAGUCGAGAAGAGAUUUGUGUAUAACCCGCGGUUGCGAGCCAGCUCGGAGGUGAUCAGACCCAUCAGUAGAUGUCGGGCAGAGAUCCGUAAACAGCUGGCUGGAUCAGCAGGGAAGUGUUUCUGCCUGUACCCUGAGGAGAAGGAGCUCUGUGCUGAGAUUCCUGCUCAGAUCCUAGAAGCGAACAUCACCCCGGCUGUGCUCUUCCUCAAGAGGAUGGAGGUGGCUGGAAUCGGACGCUGCAACUUCAUUAGCAGGCCGGAUCCUGAAGGUUUGAUGCAAGCUUUAGAAGAGCUGGAUUAUCUUGCCGCUUUGGACGAUGAUGGAAACCUUUCCGAGAUCGGGAUCAUAAUGUCCGAGUUCCCCUUAGACCCUCAGAUGGCUAAAGCUCUGUUAGCGUCAUGCGAGUUCGAGUGUACCAGUGAGGUGCUAACGAUUGCAGCCAUGUUAACAGCUCCAAGCUGCUUCCUAGAGCCCCCUGUUGGCAUGGAAACAGAAGCGAUGCUGUGUCACAUGAAGUUGUAUCAUCCAGACGGAGACCACUUCACGCUGAUCAACAUCUACAACACUUAUAAAUGUAGCCAGAGAGAGCCAUAUUUCACACAGGAGAAGUGGUGUCAGGAUUACUUUCUGUGCAGCGCGGCUCUGCAGACUGCAGACGCCAUAAGGGCCGAGCUGACUGACAUUCUGAAGAGGCUGGAGCUCCCGAUCUCUGAGCCAGCCUUCGGCACCAAAACCAACACAUUCAAUGUCAAGCGAGCGCUGCUGGCAGGGUUCUUUAUGCAGAUCGCUCGUGAUGUGGACGGCUCUGGAAACUAUUUCAUGCUGACCAAUAAGCACGUGGCGCAGCUUCACCGUCUUUCAGCUUAUGGGGCCAAAGCGCACAAACUUGGCCUGCCUGAGUGGGUGCUGUUUCACGAGUUCACGCUCAACAGCAGCAACUGCAUCCGUACCAUCACACAAAUCUCACCCAAGUUGUUCAUCGAAAUGGCACCGCAGUAUUUCUUCUACAACCUGCCCCCUAGUGAGUGUAAGGAGCUCCUGCAGCAUAUUUUGGAUACCGAGGUGGCCGGGAGUAAAAAGAGCAGACAGAAAAUCCAUCCUGUUAUUACAGACGCAGCAAAAGGAGAGGAGACCCAGUCUUAUGAUAGAUGUGUGAUACAGUAAUGUUAAUUACAGCAUAACACAAGGCUGUAGUCUGAACUCUCAGACUUGGGACAGACGUGCCUCACAGUGUGAAGUCUUUGUACUACUCAUAACAAAAACAAUAUCCUGGAGUACAAUGCUGAGAGAAAGAUGAUUUGAUUCAAAUGAAACUCAGACAGUUGUAAUAUAAAAUAUUUCAUACGGACAGACUAAGAAAGCGUCCCUGAGGAAUGUAUUUUUGUUCAUUUCAAGUAUGAAACACAGAUUUCAGACCAAUAAACUUGGUGUGUCUGGUGUACGUAGCGAACUGUUUAGUUAUUAAAGGUCCAGUCAGGUAUUUUGGUUUGAGGUUAGCUGAAACUUAUUUACUGAUUAUUGCAUUAAACCUGAUCUGGAUUUACGUGCACAGUGUUGUACAAAGCAGCCGUGCCUCCUUUGUAUCUGUCUCCAUCUAUCCAUCUACUCUAUGGCAAUCUCAAUCUAUCUGUAUCAAUCCUAAAUCAUUUUUCUAUUUCUACCUUUAUCUGUCCAUAUCUAUCUAUCUCUUUAGAUUUGUCUGAUCUAUCAUAUCGAUCCAUCCAUCUACCCAGUCUGUAUCUGUGUCUGUCGAUCUAUCACUGUUUUUUCUUUUCUGUCUACUUCUGUCUGCACACCUCUAGAUGUGUGGCCCAAACUUGAAGCCCAACAGCAGCUUUGAAGAACAGACCAAUCAUAUGUUGUCAAACAAUCAAUUCCAAGCAACUCGGAAAAUCUUGGUAAAACGUGUUUAAUUGAAGGCGUUCAGAAGACUUUGAGGUCCUGAUGGAUAUUCUAUCAACAGCGAGAGCGCUCGUAUGUGCCGAGCCUGGCUGCGUCCACACAGUAGUCCAUCACUGUCUCUAACAAGGGUGUGUUAUAAAGGGAUGAAAGACUAGGACACGUAAGGCUGAAGAGGAAGAGUGGUUGUGUUCAGAUUGUGAGAUAGUCCCUUAGCUUGUCCAUAAUUACUGGCAUUCUCUCCAUGGGGAUCAGACACACUGUCCGGAAGGGUUUCAUAGGUACGUCAUCAAAUGACCAUCGUCCUGAGUGACACGAAUCAGCUUCCUCCUGGACGGAGUAGUGAAACUUCACCACCGCUUGCUAUGAGUGACAAACAACAAGCCAGUAGAGCCACAAAAAGAAUGAUGUACUGAUAUAAUACGUUUUCUGUGUUGAAAAAUAUGAUAAAAGUGAAGUAUUGGAUAUUAUCUUUCUGUACCUCGUAAAAGAACUCCUCCUCUGCGUUAACGAACAUGGGCAUGUCUUUGGCCUGCCCUCGUGCUGGGACGCUCUUCUUGGCUUCUUGGCAUGUUUUGCUGAUCAUCAGACAGUAGUGACAUUUCCCACUGGGUUUAUUGGUCCUCUGUGCUUCAGACAUCUCCUCACUGUCCAAACAGUUAAACAUAUACAAUAUAUUUUACAUUAAAUUAUCUAUAUACAUCAUAUACUGUUCCACUGUACUGUUAAAUUGAGAAAUCAACUGUAAUUUUACACUUAGCUCAAAUUUAGAUGAUCAGCCAUGAAAUUAGACUAGAAUUACAAGGCUAACAUUAUAUCAUAAUAGCCUACUAACCCCAGGUAGCUCUCUCUCUCUCUCACUCCACACAUACAUACAUACAUACACACACACACACACACACACACACACACACACACACACACACACACAUAUAUAUAUAUAUAUAUAUAUAUCUGAAAUGUUUGUGUGUGUAUGUGUAUAUAUA